AUCACAAAGAUGGGUAAACACAUGACAUUUUUCAAAUAUAUUCCAGUGAGUAUUAAGCUGUAAUGAUGGAUGCAAACGUUAAACUUGUCAAUUUUUAUUAACUGUUAAAAAUGAAAUUUACUAUAGUGAAUGUUAAAAGUUAACAAAUUUUAUAUAAUAUAGAUGACUUCUACAUUGAGAAAAUUCAGCAUUAUUGUAAUGCCAUUUACAUAACUCCUUAAAAUUCCCUCAAGGUAUCUUAUUUCAACACUGAAUCUUCAAAACAUUUCACCACCCAAAAUGGUUGUGGUCAAUCUCUGGUAACGAUGUUUAACCUAAGUUACAAUUGCAUAUAGAUUUACCAAAAAUUGUUUUAAGAUGACGUUAUAAUUUAGGUUCACCUUACACCCCACAUUUAAUAUUUUACAUAUAGCCUUGCACAAUUUCUUAUGUUAUCCUCACUUGACUUCUAUACGAAAGGGGAAUUUGAUUAUGCCUUAGCUUGCAAUAUUAAGUGUGCCAUUUCCUCUGGACAUGCCGAACCUUAAAGUGAACUGGUCAACUCGGGUCAUUGUGACCAGAGUAGACUUCCUUGUUCUCAGUUUCAACUUCCCUGUUCAGUCAUAUAUCUGUUGAUAAAUAUUCAUAAGUUAUCAGACUUGUUUAUCCUGAGUGUUCGUCCAGUCCAGACAUUUCCAUGCUAUUGUUUGAAGAAUCUCUGCUGCUCCGCUCAGACCUCCAGACUACGAAACAUUUUCCAGUAGACCUGAUUGGAAUUGAUCAAAUCUUAGAACAUCUUAGAAAUAUUAUGCAACCGUACAGGGUUUUGGUACAAGGGCCUUCUCAUCCUCUGGUUGCACAACUGGGGGGUUCAUUAACACUGCCCUGCUAUGUGGAAACUCCAUUAGCACUGGAUGAGCUGGAAGUUGAAUGGAAAAGGACAGAUGAACAGAUAUUAGUGCAUCUAUUUCAGAAUGGAGAAGUUAGACCUGAGGCUCAAUACCAAUCUUACAGGGGCAGGGUACAUUUUGUGUCUGACCAGAUCUCGAAAGGAAACUUUUCAAUUGUUUUGGAAAACAUAACAGUUGCUGACACGGGUAUCUACGAAUGUGUAGUUUAUUCUCACCAGGAUGUUGGAGAGAUCUCUGCUCAAAUUCAACGUGUAGAGCGUGUAGUUGUGACAGGAGACCACAAUGUUGUGUUUGCAUAUGUCGGUGAGGAGGUUGUUCUGAACUGCAUGGUUGAUUCGCAUAUUUCCCCGUACCACUUUGAGGAGGUCUCAUGGAAGAAGAUUUAUAAAAUGUCAGACACUGUCCUCGUGUUGCUUUUCCAAAAUGGGACACCAUUCCCAGAGUCAUCUGACAUACAUUACAGAGAAAGAGUCGAGUUCUUCACAGAGGAAAUUCCCAAAGGCAACUUUUCAAUUAAACUAAAAAAUGUCCAGACUUCUGAUAAAGGAGAAUACAAGUGUGAAGUUCACACAAAAUAUUCAGUGACCUCUGCCACUGUGAGAAUAGGCCGGCUGGGAAUGUCCACUCUACACGUGAUAAUAUUGAUGCUUUGCUUUAGUUCCCUGUUGUUGACUUUUGUCCUAAGCUUUCCAGUCACAAUCUAUAUAAGCAGAAAAGAUACUAGCGCAAGGUCAAUGUACAUUCAUUACUUGCAAGUUUUCUGUCCCAACAUUUGUUUAUCUAUUGCAUUUUGUCUUUGGGGUGUAAUUGAGGGGUCUUUAGUUGAGGUAGUGAUGUGUGCAACCAUUAAUCUGACCAGGAUAUUUUUGUUACUUCUUAUGGCCCCAUAUUUUAACUGGAAUACCGUCAUUUCAGUUGAUUUUCCAGGUUACAUCCAGAGAAUGAUUGAAUUUACAAGUAUUCCCUUUGCUUAUUUUUUUAUUGCCACUGCCUUUUGUUCAGUUGUUCUGCAUGAUCUUUGGAACUCAUCUCAGUGGAUUGAAGUUGUACUUAUGAGUGUUGGUGUUAUUCUGGUGUCAUCCAUACCAGCAUUUCUUCAAACUUUAAGCAAUGUUUGCUUCAUACAAUUUUUUAAAGUCCAUUUUUCUCUUUUGUUUAUAAUAGGAUCUUCAGGACAUGUUCUUAUGCAGUUAAGCAAUAUUUUCCAAAUGCGUCUCCUUUUCUACAGAUCAUCAAGUGUGGAUGAAUCUAUGAUUACAGCAACAUAUGUUUUUGCGGGAAUAAGUUUUGCCAUAUCUUUCAUAGUUCUUCCAAUUCCAGCAAUUCGACAGUACACGUGUGCGAAGCUUCACAAAAAGCAACUUUAUAAACUUAUAUGGAGAUGUUAUUUAAUUUGGGUAAAUGUUAUGGUUGGUACACUGGUCUUGCAUAGUGCAUUUAUUAUUUAUUAUCUUAUCAAGAUUCUGGAAAACAAUAAAGACCGUUUUGGAUGGGUCUUUGUCGCAGUUCUACAACAUAUUUUAACUGCAGUUGCACCUGAACGAUUCACUAUAACAUUUCUUGGUAAAAUGUCCACAGUUUUAUUCAUGUAUGGUGCAGCAGGUCUUCCAGUGGUCAAUUCAGUUUCUCUUGCUACAGAAUUAAUACUACAAGUUUACAAGGGUGAGAGAACGAUGCAUGACCUGCGUGUAGUAGUGCUGCCAUUUGAAAGCAUUAUGUCUGGUGUGUGGCUGAUCUUACAGAUUUAUACAUACUGGAAAGUUCGAGGGAAAGAUGUAGUGGAGGAGCUGAAUGUACUAAGAGACGCUGUGGCAGAUUGCACACCUCAGAGAGAAAGUGCUGGUGAGGCAGACCGGCUCAGAGAAAAUACCCUUACUGAAACCAGAAGACGUCGACCAGAAACAUUGCCAUUCCUUAGACAGCAUGAACUAGACACACGGGUUUAAUAUCUUCAAAACGAUCAUUUGACAACAUGUACAAUAUGAACAAAAUUGUAGUAUGAGGCUAUAUAGUGACCUGUAAAUGUAUAUAUGCUCCUGUACAUUGAUAAAGCAUUGCAUCAGCAACACAAAAUUCAUGGUUUCGAGUCUCAGGGAACACACAUAUUGAUAAAAGAAAUGUUUAGAUUAAAUGUUGGUCUGUUUGGAGAAAAGCAUCUGCAAA
Messenger RNA from Paramisgurnus dabryanus, 3053 nucleotides. The record is from RefSeq and is a predicted model, not a curated record. NCBI's taxonomy places the organism in Eukaryota, Metazoa, Chordata, Actinopteri, Cypriniformes, Cobitidae.